UCCAUCAGUGGGCACGUCGUCGUCGGUUAACGGAGGUUUUUCCGAGCCAUACCACAAAAGAAGAAAAAUAAGCAACGGGAAAAAAGACAUCGUGUUGGUGUGAGUGUGUGCUGGUGUUGGUUGGCUCAUAAAAGAUUCAACAGCCUGCCGAGCUAACAAAUAAAUAAAAAAAAAAACGUGUGUUAAACAAAAAAAUUAAAUAAAUAAUUAUACAUAAAUAGCCGAAGAAAGGCAGCACAAGUUUGUAGAAAAAGUGUAAAUUAAUACAAGAGUAUGGUGAAGAGGCCAGAGCAUCGAUAAAAAAGAAAGCAGAGCAGCCUACAAUUGAAUAAAAACAAUCAAAUUUCGGAUGAAACGAAAAUUAACAACAUAAAAUUCGACAAGGGCAGUAAAAAGGAGACUCUCCGCGUCCCUUUCUCGUCCGCUCUCCCCACUUGGAGUAGUCCCCGAAUGUAACGCCGUCGCCUUUAAGCGCCACUUGAUGCCACCGUGACACACAAAAGAGAAAGAAUUGAAAAGCCAAUUGACGAGAAGAUAAACGAGAACGAGGUAAUAAGGAGGCGGUGGCGAUGACACAGUCGCAUCCAAAGACGUCGCCACCCAGAUGACGGGCAGGCAUCAGCAGGAGGAGCCGACGACUCAGGAGCAGAAGUAGCAGCACAACCUCGAGGACAAAACAAGCCGAUCAACGUGUCAACGCGUCGAGUAGAAUGCAAAUAGGCGCUAAAACCGGCAGCCAAAGCAGCAACAACCGCCUCCAACCACCAGAGCCUGAGCCCGAGCCUGAGCCGCCCAUUGAGCCACCCACCAUCCAACUAGGCCAACAUGGCGGAUGCGGACGAUAGCAAGAGUGGCACUGGCAGCGCGGGCAGUGGUAGUGGCAGUGGUCGUGGUAGUGGCGCUGAAUCCCUGCAGCUGCUGACCAAACUGGACAAGGCCGUGUCCACCAACGAUGUUCUGCUGGAUCUCCAACGGGCGCUCACCUACGAGGCUGUCUUCAGCACUCUGGUGGAGCACAAGAUGCAGGCCCUCAAGCGGGACUACGAGGAGCACAAGAAGGCGAAGCGGCGCAAGCGGAAGUCCAUCGGUCGCAUUUUUCUGCCGAAAAAACUCUUUGGCAGCGGAAGUCGCCGUUCCAGCAGGGAGGAUACCCCGCCACCGGAGGAGCACCAGGUCCAGCCUUCACCACCAGCCACUAGUAGCGGGAAGACCAGGGCCCAAAUAAAAGGCAAGACUCGGACGGAUGACAUUGAGGAGGCCUCCGGCUCAGUGGCCAUUUUGCAGCGAUCUCAUCCGAAGCGCCCUGACAACUUGGAGGACAGCCUGGCCAGCACGCUGAGCAACUCCUCGGGAGCCCAGCGACAGCACAAGCACAGCCACAGCUUACUUGUUCGCGCUCAAACGCACACGCCUGCACACCAAAUGGAUGUGGAUGCGGACCGGAGAUCCAUUAGCUCGGAUGCGGAGCUCAGAUUGAAGGCCCAGCUUCCCGCCAAACAUUCCACAACGAUUAACGGCGAGUCGGAACUACUGCCCCCGAUCUCCGGACACGACAAUACCUCGACGACUGCCACAGCAACUGCCACAGUGACCGCCACGGCCCACGGCGGAGUCCUCCACAGCUCCACGCUGGCGGACGACAGCCUGACCGCCUCGCUGCGCGGCAGCCUUGAAAGCCUCUCUUACAGUAGUUCCCGCUGCACCGUCAGCUUUGGCGGAGCGGAGGUGAUCACCGCGUCCGGAGGGGAGGCGGAGUCGAGAGAGCGGGCGCGACUGGCCAAGAGACUGAGGAUCCUGGAGGCCAAGUCCAUCAGCGCCCAGUGCAGCCCCAUCUUUCCCAGGCACGUGGUUCGCUCGUUUCCGCUGCAGUCCCCUCAGCAAGCGCGCCUGCACAUCAAUGUUCCCUCCAGUUUGGCCAAGCCUCAGCCGCAGUUGCAAGUGCAGCAGCAACAGCAUCAGCAUCAGCAGUUGCAACCUCACGUGGCCUUGGAGAUUGAGACGCUACCCGCUCCACUUCCGCAGCGGAGGCGUCUGCUGCCCAAGCAGAUAUCCUGCACUGAGAGCGGAGGAGCAGGAGAUUUCGGAGUGGCAGGAGCGGAGGCCUACAACAGGUAUUUCUCCCGGCAGAACACGUCGGAGGAUAGCGCUAAUGUAACGGUGAGCACGGUGUUGGCGCAAAGCGAUUCCCAGUCGCUGCAUGCCACGCCCAGCUAUGCAAAUACGCCCCCGGCAAUGGGCAGCAGGAGUCAGGAGCGCCGCAAGUCUCGCAGCACUGGAUUGCUGGCUGUGCGACCGCGAUAUGGCGUGGAUCCCAGUGCCGUGGUGAUUCCCAUGGAGGACGGGAGCGUGGAGCGUGGAGGCAGGACGAGGGCACUGGUGCCCGAAAAACUACACCGGAUGACAUCAACGUCGACGGGUUCCAGUGUGGCCGCCACCGGCUGCUGCAGUGCAACGAAGCCGAAGGACAGGCCGAGCGAAGCCUUCAGGCCCUCCGCGAUGCCCUCCUCCGCAGCAAUGACAACGGCCCAGAGCACGGGCAGCGACGAUGAGUACCGGCGGCGGAAACGGAAGUACAAGCGCCAUCAUCGAUGCUCGGAUCCCGCACUGGUCUAUCCCACGCCCAGCGGUCUCCAGCACUAUGUGCACGUGCUCGGCAUCAAUCCGGAUACACAGCAGCCCAUACAAUGCCCGUACGGUGAGGACUCGCCCUGCGACCUGCAGCUGGACAUGGACAUGGACUUGGACCUGGACCUGGACGACGCCGAUAAAAUCGACGACCUUGAGCAGAUGGUCCCCAGUGGUCAUCAGCGGCAUCGCCGAAAGCAUCGACAUCGCCACAAAAAGCGACAUCGGCACAAAAAACCAAAAAUUCUGGUGCAGGACUUGGAUACAGAGGUUGUUAAGGUGAUCGAUCCUCAUGAUCUGUCUCAGCGUGCUCGCUGGACAAUAAUUGCCACCGCAUGUUUGUUACUGCUAAUGUGCCUCAUGUUGAUUGGAGUCACUUUGCGUAUGGCACCGAUAAUCGAUGAUAUGGUGCGACAGGAGAACGAGCGCAACUUCCGCGAGAAUCUGGAGCGCACCUGGAUGAUGAAGAACCGCACCGAGCUGAAUCUGCAGCGCCAGCAGAUGGAGAUGCAGCCGCAGCACGUCGUUCCAUGAGCGGAAGGAAGGAAGUGACGCCGCUGGAGCAGAUGCGACCGGAUGAGAUGUCAGCACGAGCUGGAAAUGUCAGCGGUUGGCAGCAAGGACAACAAGUUUGUGGCAGGAAGCCGGAGGACCCUUCUGCCCCCCACUUCCUGAACGCCCCCAACUCCCUUCCUGCCCCGCCCAAUCAAAGUUAUGCGCACAAAUGCUACAAAGAAUAACAGAGAGUACGAGAAAUCGAAUCAAAAGAAAUUGUUAACUAAAAAAUAAAUGAGGAUGGAGCACUCCGAAGUGCUCGGCUAAAGCUAAGCCUAAUGCUAAUUGUAGUUAAGUCUGCCCAGGCGGAAAUCACUUGUUUUAUAUCUAACUGAGAGGUAGACUCCACUUAGAGCAAACCAAAUAUAAUUCAAUGGUCGAGAAAAUCAAAAGUGAUGCAGUUUAGUCAAUAGUUAAAGCGUUGUUUAUAGAGUAACUUCGAUGACAUUUUAAAUAUUAGAUCGGCAACGUUCUGGAACUCAAAUUCAACCUUCUCCCCAAAUUUAAAUGCAAUUGCAAAUGUGUCUAACCAUAGGCAAUAGUCGUUUUUAUUCCAAGAACCCAAUGUACAAAAGUAGUACUUGUACUGAUUUUCACUGCCUGACCUAGGCACAUUUGCAAUUGGAUUUAAGCAAAAGUAGUAUUGCAUUAUAAUUUAUAAGCUAAUUUGCCACUGCAAUUGCUCAGUUUGAAAAAUUAGAAUUAAUUUGAUAAUAAGUAUGAAUUCCCCAUUGAAAUUGAAGUUGUUUACCAGAACCAGCCUGAUUGUCCUGUAAUUAUUGCGCCAAGGAUAUGAUCUACUUGGGGCUGCAGGACGACGCCAAACGGAAGGAGCAAUUAAGCGAAAGGUUUCGAUUGUUCAGUUGAUUAGCCAAAUGGUUUCAAUUUUUCUUCAGCCAAGCUUUUCCUUUGGUUUUCCCACCCGACAAAUACCCCCCUGAAUGGCGUCGACAGGCAGCUGUCGAGGAAAAAGAGGAGAAAAGUUGGUCAAUAGUUACGUCUGAAACUAAGUUGUUAACUGAAAAAGUACUCCUAAGUAAAUGUUAAUAGCAAUAAACAACCGAAAGUUUUUGUAUCUCUUAGACGUUGAAGAUGUUGAAGCGGAGUUGGAAGAAAAGCGCAAGCAUAAGUAUCAAGUAUUCCACGAUAGAUUUUGAGUAAAACUACAAUUCAUAGGUUAACAAUAAUUGUAAAGGAGCAAGGAAACAUUCAAUAGAUUUACUCGAACUUCGAAGUCAACUUGUGCCAAUGAAAAAAGCCUACAAAAUCCUAAUGAGAACCUGCAAUAAAUGUGGCGUAGCGUAACUUAAUAAACAAUUGAAUAACAAAUGCGAGGAGAAGUUAGAUAUUUAGCGGAUCGAUGUGAAACUGUUACUUAAGUGCAAAACGAGCUUGUUGUCGAAUUAAUUUUUAAACGGAUUAAACUAAGUGAAUCUAAGCUAAAUGUUAAAUGUUUUUUUAGGUGUUCAAUGUUACAAUUAUUUGUGGUCGAGCAGCCGACGAGCCAGAAUUGAUUGCCCAGCCUUCACCAAAUGAAUAAGUUUAUGAACCUGUGCUAACUCAGUUGCAAGUCAAACGACAAAUUUAGCUUGAAGCAAACUUCUAUCGGUUUCAGCCAACAGAGCGUUGCAGGCUUGAAAGCAAAGUUGAGAACGAACUUCCCUGACCGCCCAUCUCUUGGCCCAGUUGCCAAUUAGCCGGAUAUGUAUUUAUCAGCCUAAAUGUUUCCCAAUACUCGCCAGCCCGAUUGCACAAAGGUAAUUUAAUAGGUUUUUGGUCUCUGGCGUUAAAUUAAUGUGAGAUUCAAAGAUACUUUGUAGCCACAAAACAAAUUUACAUGCAUAAACAUCACAUGAAAACAAAGAGAAAAAUCACAAAGUGCAUCAUUUUAAGAAACAUCUUAAAAACAAACAAAUUUUUGUUUUUCCAUUCAAAACUGAUAUGGUUAACUCUUAACUAAAAACUAAAGCUAAAUUAUUUGCAAUAAAUAUCUGAUUAAAGAGCACAUGUUUCAAGUAAAUGAAUUGGUUUUAUAGUUGGACAGUACCAGCAUUUUCUUACAAUUAAUUUUCGCUGUAUACAAAUGUAUAUGUUUUUUGGGAAAUUCGGCGAGCAGGGAAGCGGAAGUUCAAUGGUGGGCAGGACGAAAACAAAUGGAAAGCUUUAAAUUAGCUCAAUAAAUUGUAAACUUAAACAUUUAAUCUACUUAGAGUGGGUCGUUGUUAAAUGCAAUGCAAGUACAUCUGGGACAAAGAAUCACACACACCUCAUUCAGAUUUGUAAGAUACGCAUUUUGGCCCAGAAAGCCAUUCGAAUUUGACCACAAACACACACUGGCUAAAACAGAGGCUAAAAUAAUCAAAUUUGCGCCAGGCAGCCACAAAGGAUAUUUAGUAUAAACAAUCAAACAACAAUGUACUUAGUAAUUGCAUUUAACACGUGCGGCAGAGCAUAUCCACUAGGUUUGCAAAAUUGAUUUAACUGCAUGCUUAAACUAACGAAAGUAAACGGGAGAUUAACUGAAUGAAGGAGGUAGGGGAGACCUAAUUAAAAGAACACAACUAAUGUCUAUAAUUAUGGCUAGCUAAGUGUAAAAAUGUAAGCUGAAUUAUUAUACAAACAACUACAAUCGAAGCAAGUAAAUUGAUGUAAUUGAAAUACUCGAAACGUUCUAGGGCAAAAUACCAAUGAAUAUUGAAUAACGACACAGGUUAGACACAAACACGCAGCAAGCAUAAAUUAAUGAAUAACGAAAUUAUUUCUCGAGAAAAAAUCAAACUUUUUAGCCUUUGAACGAGAGACUUUUGGUGCCCAAUCCAGUUUGAGCAAUUAUUUACAAGUGAAAAAUGAAAGAAACACAAAGAAGGACACACACACCACACCACACAGGCAGAUGUAUUGUAAAUAGAGCCACAAACACACCAAAUGAGUAAAUACCAAGUAGGUACAUUAAUAACUAAUGAGGGGGCUUAUCCGAGUAAAUCAACAUUAAAUAAAUUAACAACGGAAUUCAAACAAAAGCAGGUAACUUCAACUUCAACUUGUGUGCAAGGCAUCAACUUUUACUGUUAAUUGUUGCUGGCAAUGCAAAACGCAGCGCCGACCGAAAAACGAAAACUACAAAAAUAAACCAUGAAAAAGCAAAACAAAUAUAUUUAAAAUACAUUUGAACGCCUUCAGCGUUUUAUUCAUCAAGCAAAGCAAGAAAUGUUGAAUCGAAAGAAAAAGUCAAACAAAGCCAUAAAAGCGAUAAAUCAAUUUGUGUCACCUGUGUAGUAAGUAUAUCUCAGUAUUUGUAACUGAACAUGAAAAGCGUUGAGGUGCAGGCAUCAACCACACAAAGAACAAACAAAAUCAAAUGAAAAUAAACUGAA
Drosophila mauritiana is the source of this 6554-nucleotide messenger RNA. Its product is annotated as pneumococcal serine-rich repeat protein. The transcript has 8 exons. NCBI's taxonomy places the organism in Eukaryota, Metazoa, Arthropoda, Insecta, Diptera, Drosophilidae. Bases 826 to 3159 code for a protein of 777 amino acids. The record is from RefSeq and is a predicted model, not a curated record.